Messenger RNA from Pisolithus orientalis, 360 nucleotides. RefSeq lists its product as uncharacterized. NCBI's taxonomy places the organism in Eukaryota, Fungi, Basidiomycota, Agaricomycetes, Boletales, Pisolithaceae. The coding region runs from base 1 to 360 and encodes 119 amino acids. The record is from RefSeq and is a predicted model, not a curated record. The transcript has 4 exons.
AUGUAUGCAUUGAAGGGUGGCAUGGCAUCAGCUAUCACCAACCACUGUACACCCUCAGACCUAGAUAUUUACAUGCCCUUGUGCCAGAUGUGUUACUUGUCCAUGAAGCUAGAAUGCAAAGUCCACUACAUCCUCAAGUGCUUGGGGGUCAUCAAUGUCAUGUGGUUACUGGGUGGGUACAUAUGCAGCAUAUAUCCUGCCUUUCUGGAUGGCUAUUCAUUUGUGUUCAACAACAACAUUGGAGGAAAGGAUGGGAGAUGGGCUGCAUUUAGAGCAUGGGUGGCAAUGCCAACAUGGCGAGAAAGGGGCGAGACCUCUGACAGCACUGCAAUGAAAAAGUUAGACUGGUACAAAUAUUGA